UAGCCCGCUGAAACAUUUCCACCCAGGCUCCGUGUAUGCCAGGAAACAGCUGUCAACAUACGGAAUCGCCUCUCUUGUUACAUGUCGGUCACCCUCUAAUGCCAAAUAUGAUGUCGGACUUUGAGAAAACAGGAGUAAGUUAGCUAGCGCCAAAAAACAGCGAGGCUUCAGUUAAACAACCGUCCUCGCUGGCAUCCUGAAGAGGAAACCUCUUGAGAUUUUACAAGAACUGGAUGCGGAAGGAGAAUAUGAGGCAAUCUGAGAGGCUAAUGCUAACUGUGAGCUAUGCUGGGAUCCAAAAUCAGAAAGAAAUUCACUAUGAAUUUUUCCAUAUAUAAUAAGCGGGAUACCAAUGUGCCAAAAAGUCACCUUCCAGAUGACCCAGCGGGGGUUAGGAUAGAGUGUAGCAGCAUUGACACAGGAAGGGUGCAUGUGCUGGCAGAAGAAUAUGCAAGGACUCUCACCCACAACUGACACCUUUAUAUAUAUACACCACCACACAGAACUGUUGUCCUUGAUGAAACAGUCUUGGUCACCAUGCUCUCCUCAGAAGAAGUGCCAUCAUAGACUCAGGUUACCGUGGUGAUGGUAACGACUGCGCAGUGUUUUUAAUAUUGAAGCUAUUGUGUAAUCCAAACGUGGAGAUGGGUUCCCAAGCUCUUCAGAUAUUGCGGCAGGGUGUGUGGGCUUCACUAACAGGUGGCUGGUAUGUGGACCCCCAUCAGAGUACGUUCUCCAACUGCUUCCACCUGUACCUUUGGAUUUUUCUCUUGGCUUUCCCCUUCCUUUUGUACAUGGCUCUUCCACCUAGCCUGGUGGUGGCGGGUGCAUACUCAGCUGUGGUUGCAGUCUUUUUCACGGCCAUAAAGGUGGUGAACUUCCGUCUGCAUACUAUGUUUGACCUUGGUGAGAUUGUGGAGAAAAAACAGGCAUCACUCACAGCUGAUGCUCCAAGAACAGAAGAAGGAGAUGAAGGCUCAGGAGCUCAUGAUGGGAAUCAGCACAGGGAUAGUCAUGUCGGCGUAGAGAUGACUGUGUUUCGGAAGGUUGACUCGACACCUCCUGUUCGCUGCAGCUCCCAGCAUUCUCUGUUUGGAUUAAACCAAGUGUCGGAGUUUUUGCCUCAGCUGGAGGAUGCAGGAGGGACUAAAGACCUCAAAGAACUAACGCAGGCACAAGGAAGCAAUAAUGUAAUUGUGACAUCAGCCCAUCGUGAGAUUCUACGUCAGAGUUCCUACGACACCCAAGUACAGUCCUGCAUCCCUACUUCUCUGGGAGGUGAUGGUCCACAUCUCAUGGGAGUGUCUGGUGUGCUAGCUGGACUUGAAGUACGUAGAGAGUGCUUGUCUAUUCCCCCUUCACCUUCAAGUCAAGAAGAUGGAGGCGAGAAGGAGCAGCCAGAGGAUUUGCCAGAAGAAUUGUCUCAUCCGAACCCCAAGGACAAUGGGAUGGGAUCUUAUUCUCCACUUGGUCCUUCAGCUGAAUCGGAGAGCUUGGGGGAUACUCCCCUUAGCCCCCUUAUAAAGAGCAGCUUAAGUGAUGAGCUAAGUGAAAAUUUCAUGGGUUUAGGUUUGGACCCAGGAGCAUUUGCACCAGGCACGGGGAAACCAGGCAGCCGCAGUGGGGUAGCGAUGGCUGCUGGAUCCACGGACAGUUGUUUCAGUGCAGGCGGAGCUACAACAGACCGUGAGACACUAAGCACUGUUAGCAGCUAUCGCAGUGAGAAGACUGAUUCCACUCAGCUGGAAAGUCCUUCAUUCAGCCAGCCACGGCCUGCAGACGGACAGGUGUCCUCGACACCAGCGAUGGGUGCCAAUGUUCCCAACAACGUAGAGGACACAACAGGACAGGGUGGCAGUGAUACUGACAAUCUGUCAGACAGUGUGCUGCUUCGCUCCCCUUCCAAAGAUUUAUCUAUCAGCCAGGGGUUAGACCGGACACUUGUUGAAGGAGACGACUUGCCCCCUGUUCCUGCUGACAUAGCACGGCCCCCUCCUCUCCAAAACUCUUCUCCUUCAAGUAGUGGUCACUCAGAGAUUUGUGAUUUAGACAGAAAUGUCCAAGGUCCUCCUCUGCCCCCUCCACGGCAGGCCAAUUCAGUGCCUUCAGGGCUGGCCCUGGGUCUAGUGUGCUCUGAGCCUGCUCUUCCCAUAUCGUCCAUCCCCCUCCUGCUCUCGGAGCAGCCUGCUCUCCAGGCCCAGCAGGUUGUGCGUCCCAAGGACUUAAAGCUGCUGCGGGCCAGUGGCGGUAGCAUCGGACACAGGCCUGGCCGGAGGAAAGCUGAAAGGAGGCGAGCUGGAGCGGGCAGCAGUAGUUUUGACUGUGGCUCUUACAGGCGUCACCACAAUCACAGACAGCACAGAGAUUACCUCCCAGUGCGCAGCCGAUUGGGGGCUAAAGCUUACAGUGAAAGUUUGUUUGAAGACUCUAGUGAUGAGGACGACGGCAGUGACAUGAGCGCUGGUUCUAGUCUGGGUUCUCAACGCCGGUACAGCUCAGAUGAGGAGAACGACGAUGAGGACGACACAAGUUCUUCUACCUCCUGCUACUCUUCAGAUCUUGCUAUCACUGACAUUACAUCUCUUCUCUCCACUGCUGCUCAACUUCCUACUCAGAGGGAGGGGGAUUUACUGGAAACCUCUGGCUCCGGCCAUCCUCGUGCUGCUCAGCGCUCAUCUAGCACAGCUAGUGCUAAGACUCACGCCAGAGUACUCAGUAUGGAUGGAGCAGGUGGAGGCCAGAGCAGCACAGCGGCUGUCCCCACUACCCUGCUUUCAAUGCCAUCCACCUCCACGCCAACGCCUCGCACUCUCACCAUGUCGAAGUCUGACCUGGAGGCGCGCACCCUGCACACCGAUAGCUUUUCUGGAAGUCAUCAUCAUCGACUGGAUUCUUUAGGAGGGUCCUGGACCGGCAAUCAGAUGGGCUGGAGGGCCGGAGAGUUAAUCGAAGAGGGAGCUGUGGGUGGAGCUUUGGGUCCAGACGACGGGAACAAGCAUGAAACAAUCAGCAGUGUUAAGAGGACCCAGGCAAUCCGCAGGAGACACAAUGCUGGGAGCAACCCUACACCACCACCUUCGACCAUGGGAUCCCCUCCCAGCCUCCAGGACCUUCAGCAAGUUCGGACCUCCUCACAUUCACGCACCCGCACACUUCCCUCAGCCUUACAGUUUGCUUCUUCACUCCUCCUGCCUCGCACUGGCAUCCACGAGGCCUCUACCUUCGACGACACAUCAGAGGGAGCCGUGCACUAUUUCUAUGAUGAGAGUGGAGUAAAGAGGUCCUACACGUUUGGACCUGCUGGGGGAGGCUAUGAAGACCCAGUUCAGGAAAGAGAGAGGCAGUCUCAGUCCUCCAGUUUCACCUCCACUGAGGUUCAGGAUGGAGCACCGGUCCUCUCCGUUCUCCAGCCCAGACCAGUGAUUUUACAGGGCAUGCAGGUCCGCAGGGUUCCUCUGGAGAUGCCUGAGUUUGAUCUUGACCACGAGUCCCUUCAAGAAUCUCAUGAGAACACUCUGAUGAUCGAAGAGAAGGCCAAGCCAAAACAGUACUAUCGCUUUUGGGUGGUACCUGGAAAGUGGCUGAGGGUCCGAUAUGAUCGCCUUGCUCUGCUGGCGUUACUGGACAGGAACCGUCGUGUGGGGGAGAACGUGUUUGCUGUUGUGCUGGCCAGUCUAGUAGCCUUCUUGGGAUUUCUGCUCUUGCUGCAGGGCUUCUUCAGGGACAUCUGGGUCUUCCAGUUCUGCCUUGUCAUUGCUAGCUGCCAGUACUCCCUAUUGAAGAGCGUCCAACCAGAUGCGGCCUCUCCCAUGCAUGGUCAUAACUGGAUCAUCGUGUACAGCCGUCCGGUCUACUUCUGCCUUUGCGGUGUGAUGAUCUGGAUCUUUGACCUCUCUGGGCGUUCUGGAAGCCUGCAGCCCAUCUCCCUCUAUGGUGUCACCUUCUUCUCGGCACAUUUCCUGCUGUUUGUCAGAGAUAUGCUGAUUGUCUUUGCCUUGUGUUUCCCGGUCAUUUUCCUGUUUGGGUUGCUACCUCAGGUCAAUACUUUUGUGAUGUGUCUGCUGGAGCAGAUCGACAUGCACGUUUUUGGUGGAACGGCCACCACCAGCCCUCUCUCAUCUCUCUUCAGCCUCACUCGCAGCAUGCUGGUGGCUGCUCUGCUUUAUGGAUUUUGCCUCGGUGCUAUUAACGCACCGUGGGGCGAUGCCCAUGUGCCAGUGCUGUUCUCUGUGUUCUGCGGGCUUCUCCUGGCCUUGUCCUAUCACCUCAGCCGCCAAAGCAGCGACCCCACCAUUCUGUGGUCACUGGUCCGGUCUAAAAUAUUUCCAGAACUUGAGAACCGAUCACCUGAAGAACCCUCUGUGGAGAUCAAGGACCCUCUCCCUGAGAAGCUUCGUAACUCUGUGAGGGAGAUUCUUCACUCAGACCUGGUCAUGUGCCCCCUCAUGGCUGUUAUCACCUUUGCCAUCAGUGCCAGCACAGUUUUUAUUGCUCUUCAGCCGGCGCUCAGCUUUGUUCUAUACAUCCUGGCUGGAGUCAUCGGCUUCCUUACACACUAUCUCCUGCCUCAGCUCCGCAAACAGCUGCCGUGGUUCUGCCUGGCUCACCCUGUGCUUCGAUCCAAGGAGUACAGUCAGUUUGAGGUCCGAGAUGCUGCUCAGCUGAUGUGGUUUGAGAAGCUGUACGCGUGGCUUCAGUGUGUGGAGAAAUACUUCAUCUACCCGGCGGUGGUGCUGAACUCUCUUACAACUGAAGCUCGGACAGUCGGCCAGAACCACAAAGACCUAGACAUCUACAGCCGAGCUCUUUUCAUCUCCGUGGCAGGAAUGAAGCUGCUGCGUUCGUCCUUCUGCACGCCGUCGCAGCAGUAUGUCACGCUGUGCUUCACCACACUCUUCUUUCAUUUCGACUACCCACACUUCUCAGAGACCUUCCUGAUUGACUACUACUUCAUGUCCAUACUUUUCAGCAAGAUGUGGGACCUCCUGUACAAGCUGCGCUUCGUGCUGACCUAUAUAGCCCCGUGGCAGAUCACCUGGGGCUCAGCCUUUCAUGCCUUUGCUCAACCCUUCGCUGUGCCCCACUCGGCUGUGUUAUUUAUCCAGGCCAUCUUUUCUGCCAUCUUUUCCACCCCCUUGAAUCCUGUUCUAGGCAGCGCCGUGUUUGUCACCUCUUACACCCGACCUGUCAAGUUCUGGGAACGAGACUAUAACACCAAACGGGUCGAUCACUCAAACACCAGGCUCGCCACCCAAUUAGACCGCAACCCAGGCGCUGAUGACAACAAUUUGAAUUCAAUCUUCUAUGAGCACCUGACACGCUCCCUGCAGCACAGCCUGUGUGGAGACCUGCUACUCGGGCGCUGGGGCAACUACAACACGGGCGACUGUUUCAUCCUCGCGUCCGAUUACCUCAACGCUCUGGUGCACAUCAUUGAGAUCGGAAACGGCCUGGUUACCUUCCAGCUGAGGGGUUUAGAGUUCAGAGGUACCUACUGUCAGCAGAGGGAGGUAGAGGCCAUCACAGAGGGGGUGGAGGAGGACGAGGGCUGCUGCUGCUGUGAACCGGGUCAUCUGCCUCACAUGUUGUCGUUCAAUGCUGCAUUUGGACAGCGCUGGUUGGCCUGGGAGGUGGCUGCCACCAAAUAUGUCCUGGAGGGUUACAGCAUCAGCGACAACAAUGCAGCUUCCAUGUUGCAAGUGUUUGACCUUCGAAAGAUCCUCAUCACGUACUACGUCAAGAGCAUCAUUUACUAUGUGAGUCGCUCCUCGAAGCUUGACGAGUGGCUGACUAAUGAGACUGUCCAGGAUGCUCUGCGUCCAUGUCUCGGGUCCAACUACGUAGACAGCGAUCCCACUUUCAACCUGAACAUCGAUGAAGACUACGACCACAGAGCCUCAGGCAUCACCCCUUCCUCCUUCUGUCUGGUUUACCUGGACUGGAUCCAGUACUGUAACAGCAGGCGUCAGACGCCAGCAGCUUGUGAAAGAGAUUCCCCACUCGUCAACCUUUGUUUUGGUUUGUGUAUCCUUGGAAGAAGAGCUUUGGGAACGGCAUCCCACAGCAUGUCUGCCAGUUUAGAGCCAUUUCUUUACGGCCUCCACGCCCUCUUCAAAGGAGAUUUUCGCAUCACGUCUCCUAGAGAUGAGUGGGUGUUUGCAGACAUGGACCUCCUGAAACGGGUUGUGGCACCAGGAGUACGAAUGUCCCUCAAGCUACAUCAGGAUCACUUCACAUCUCCAGAUGAGUACGAAGAUCCAGUGGUUCUCUAUGACGCCAUCACUGCCAACGAAGAGAAGAUGUUGAUAUCUCAUGAGGGUGACCCUGUGUGGCGGAGCGCUAUCCUAGCUAACAUGCCCUCACUGCUCGCCCUGCGCCACAUCAUGGACGACGGCAGCGAUGAGUACAAGAUCAUCAUGCUGAACAAGAGGUUCCUCAGCUUCAGAGUCAUCAAGGUGAACAGGGAGUGUGUGCGGGGGCUGUGGGCGGGGCAACAACAGGAGCUGGUCUUCCUGCGUAACCGUAAUCCAGAGCGUGGGAGCAUCCAGAACGCCAAACAAGCUCUGAGAAAUAUGAUCAACUCCUCCUGUGAUCAGCCCAUCGGAUAUCCCAUUUACGUGUCCCCGCUCACCACCUCGUACGCUGGGGGGCACGGCCAGCUGAGAUCUGUGUGGGGGGGGCCUGUCAGUCCACACAACAUCUACACCUGGCUCAUCAGAAGCUGGGACAGACUGCAGAAAGGAUGUGGUGCAGGCUGUAACAGUGGAGGAAACAUUGAGGACUCAGAUUGUGGGGGUGGCUCUGCCUCCAUCUCCACUAACCCAGCCAUUCACACCACUCAGAGCACACCAGCCUCCAGUCUCCCCCAGCCACCAAUCACCACUAUCCAGCCCUCCAUCAUGGGUACUGACAACCCUGUUGGCCCCACCCAGAGCUGGCCUCACCACCCUCAACCUCUCCCAUUAGCUCUCAUCAGCCAAUCCGAGGGCAGGAUAGAGGCAGGCUUGCUUUCCUCUCUACAGCGAACGUCCUCCAUCCAGGGACUCCUGGGCCAGCAGCUCUCCAGCUCCCAGCUCUCCUUCAGCAGCUCCGUGGCUCCCCCUCCUCUGCUUGUCGCAGAGCGCAUCUGCCCAGCCACUCACCUGGAGAGCUCGGGGCACAGAGCGAGCCAGCGGAGUGCGCUGCACUAUGAGAGUCACUUUGGAAAGUGGAGCUUUUCAGGCAGAAAGGGCUUUAGUGUUCCAGCUGCAGCAGAGGGGGAAGGAGGGCCGAUCCAAACGAUCCGCACACAGCCUGCCCCCCCAGCUCCUCUACAAGAGGCCAAUCUGACUCUCGAUCCUCUGGGGGUCACUCAGACUCUGGACCCCAUGAUGCUGGCUGCAGGAGAACCCCCCACCCCUAAAGAUGAAUCCACAGAGCUGCCUUUACUUGAUCACCUGCUUCGGUGACAUUUUCUACAAACGAGAAGCACACAGUGGACUGACUCGGGCCCACCUAGACUCGGUCUCAGUCUCGCCUUCUGGACUCAUUCCAUCUGAUCUAGCUGGGAUUUCUAGACCCUCCAGUGUCCCACUGCAAUACGGACUGGAUCUGAGUACCCCUCUCUUCUGGGCCAUGAGGUCUCUCACCAUCUGAUAGAAAGGCCGAGCUGAUGCACGUGUCAAAUCAUCACAGGGUUUGAGUAUCUGCUCGCUGGUUUUUUUUACUGAGAUGGACUCUGUGUGUCUCUGUGGACAGCCUUUAGGCUGGAUCAGUAGUGACAGGCCACAAAGGCCAGUGCAAUUAUGAGGGAUGUUGUUUUAUGAGGAUGGCUUAUUUUUCUAAACAGGAGAAAAGAGGCUGUCCUCUGAUGUCCCUCAUUUGAUUUAUUUUUUUCAUAGCCAAUAAAAAAAAACAUCAGCUUGUUGCUUUGAAGGAUGCGUGGAAACCCGAUGAGCCUUGUGUGAACGUCACCAUUUAGGACCUCUCCUCCACUGCUCCACAGCUCUGGCUGGUUUCCUGCUGGCUUGGAGCAACUGUCAGUGACCCCAACACACAUACACACACACACACACACACACCCACCCUCC
Molecule: messenger RNA, 8069 nt
Organism: Nothobranchius furzeri (turquoise killifish)
Lineage: Eukaryota; Metazoa; Chordata; Actinopteri; Cyprinodontiformes; Nothobranchiidae
Source: RefSeq, a predicted model, not a curated record